AUGGAUCAAAUUUUUGCAAAAGAUCCAGAUGUGAAUCCAAUUUCAACAUGCAGUAACUUGGAAGGCCCAUCAACAUCUGAUCAUGUUGACAAAGACACACAAGAAAAUAUAAGUACCUCUAAUCAGAAUUUACAGAAUAUUCCUCAUGGAGUGAAGAGGAAGAAACGUUCUGGUGAAGAACCUGAGUGGUUCAAGAAGUUCAGGGAGGAUUGCCAAAAGCGCCAUAAAGAGAAAAUGAAAAGACAAGACAGCCUAUUACAGAUUUUAGAGAAAUUGUCAGAAAAGUAA
Molecule: messenger RNA, 288 nt
Organism: Phaedon cochleariae (mustard beetle)
Lineage: Eukaryota; Metazoa; Arthropoda; Insecta; Coleoptera; Chrysomelidae
Source: the annotation of a GenBank genome assembly